UAUCCCAGGGUGCAGCGGGAUGGCUAUCGUUCCGGUCUGGGUGCUGGAACCCCGAUGCAGGUCACGUGAGAAAACUGCGGUCCGGGAGCAGCCUGAGGAGCCCGGGCAAUGGCCAGCGGGCGGACUGCGGCCCUGGGAGGGAAUGCCACUGGAAGGUGUGUGUCUAUCUCUAAAUGGAAGAGUGUUUUGUCCAGAGUGAGGUCCUCCCUGUGCAUGUUCCAGAGAGCCCAGAAGAAGCCUGCAGAGCCACAGAAGCUCCACAGGGAGUGGGCCCAGUCCAACGGCUCCAGAAAUACGGAGUGGCCGUUACCCCAGUUUGUCUCUCUCUUCUUUCCGGAGUUCACAUACCGAUCGCAGCAGCUGGAGUGGGAAUUCCAGGACAUUGAGCUCAUCGCCAAAGGAUCCAUUGGACCGAUUCUGAAAGUCUGUAAAAGGACCGAUGAGCAGAUCUACGCUCUCAAGGUCCUGCUGAAGGCAGAGGUAUUUCGACAGGGAAUGCUGCAGCAGUACAAGGAAGGAGCCACUCUUCAGAAGCAGGCCCGCCAUCCGUUUGUGCAAGGUUUACGGGAAUGCUGGCAGUCUCCACGCCUGCUCUUCAUCAUGUAUGAUUACCACAGCGCAGGAGACCUCUACAUGCUCUGGAGAGGCUGCAACUCAUUGGAUGAGGACACAGCGCGAGUGUUUGCAGCCGAGUUAGGCUCCGCUAUUGGAUUCCUCCAUGAUUUGGGUGUUAUUCACCGCGAUGUAAAGAUGGAGAAUGUUCUGCUGAAUGAACGAGGUAAGCAGGAGUUGGUAGAUCAACUUUGCUCCCAAUCGCGUGAUCUGUCACUGGCUAUAGAGGUCAGUGCUGACAUGGUUUCUCUCCCUGACCCACAGUUUCCUGUUGAGCCGCAGAGUGAUCACAUCUCGAUGCUGGUGAGUGUGGAGCAAGCAGACAUGAGGCCACCCUCCUCCAUCAGCCAGAACCUUGCCCUCCUGCUCGCUGAGCUUCUGUGCAGAGACCCUCAGCUCCGUUUACACCACCUCGAUUUGUUCAGUGAGCAUCACUACUUCCACGGUCUGUCCUUUGAUCCUGAAUCACUGCAGAAGCUGCCCCUGAAACUUCAUCUCAGCAGCAACAAACACUUGACUCAAAUCAAACUCGAUCCCACUCUUUUCAGGGGCUUCGACUGUGACCUGCUGAAAGAUUGAGGCUCUUCACAGCCUCCUGAAGGACAGCAGAAGCGGGGAAAAUGAGAAGAUUUCACACCUACUGGGUACAGUUCUGGCUGCCCUGCUAGAGGAAGAAUGUCAUUAAAUUGGAAGUUUAAAAACACUGCACCUGACGAAGGAGCAAUGCUCCGAAAGUUUGUGAUUUCGAAUAAACCUG
This is a messenger RNA of Stegostoma tigrinum, 1369 nucleotides long. Its product is annotated as ribosomal protein S6 kinase-related protein-like. Lineage: Eukaryota; Metazoa; Chordata; Chondrichthyes; Orectolobiformes; Stegostomatidae. Gene Ontology annotation, biological process: protein phosphorylation. The transcript is spliced from 11 exons. The record is from RefSeq and is a predicted model, not a curated record. The coding region runs from base 109 to 1191 and encodes 360 amino acids. Gene Ontology annotation, molecular function: ATP binding; protein kinase activity.